UCUAGCCUGGGGCACAGCACAGACACACCAGUUGCACCCUGCCUCAUCCUCAUGGCCUGCCUGAGCCCCUCACAGCUCCAGAAGUUUCGGGAGGAUGGAUUUCUGGUGCUGGAAGGAUUUUUGUCUGAGGAUGAAUGUGUAGCCAUGCAACAGAGGAUUGGCGAGCUGGUGGCCAACAUGGACAUCCCUCUCCACUGCCGCACCAUCUUUUCCACCCAAGAAGAGCAGCUGAAGAUCCUGGAACACAGAGACUAUUUCUGGAACAGUGGCGACAAGGUUCGAUUCUUCUUUGAGAAAGGCGUCUUUGACGAGAAAGGAAAUUUCCUGGUCCCUCCUGAGAAAUCCAUCAACAAAAUUGGCCAUGCUCUGCACGCCCGUGACCCUGUCUUCAGGAGUGUCACACACUCCCCCAAAGUGCAGGCCUUAGCCAAAAGUCUGGGCCUCCAGAUGCCCGUGGUGGUGCAGAGCAUGUACAUCUUCAAGCAACCUCACCUCGGUGGCGAAGUCAAUCCUCACCAGGACGCCACCUUCCUGUACACGGAGCCCCUGGGCCGGCUGCUGGGCAUAUGGAUGGCACUGGAGGACGCCACGCUGGACAAUGGCUGCCUCUGGUUCAUCCCAGGCUCCCACACCGGUGGGGUGUCGAGAAGGCUGAUCCGGGACCCUGGUAGCUCCGAACCUGUCACCAGCUUCCUUGGGUCCGAGCCCGCCCGGGAUAACAGCCUCUUCGUGCCCACGCCUGUGCGGAGAGGGGCCCUCAUCCUAAUCCACGGAGAAGUGGUGCACAAGAGUGAGAAGAACCUCUCGGACCGCUCACGCCACGCCUACACUUUCCACCUCAUGGAGACCUGGGACACCGUCUGGAGCCCCGAGAACUGGCUCCAGCCAACAGCUGAGCUCCCCUUCCCCCCGCUGUACAGCUAGACGCCUUCUCAGGGCCGGGCCUCGAGCCUCCGGGUGAAGCUGCAGCCUGGAAAGCUCCAGCACCUCGCCCCCCUGCCCAGCUGCAAAGGGGAAGUCAAGUCUCCCCUCCCAGGCUCUCUCCCUGCCAGGGUCUGUGCCCCUCGGCCCUGCAGACAGGCAGGCGAGAGGGGGCAGGUGGGCAGCAGCAGCCGGCACCGGAAGGCUUUCCAGAGACCUCUGUCUCCUCUGCCUCUCCCCUGCCCCAACCCAACGCCACUCCCCCCCUCCCCCUCCCCGAGGCAGCCGGUUACUGCGAGAGGGUUCUGGCUGCUUCUCUGCCAGCUUCUCACCGUUCUCUCUCCUCAGAUGGAAUUCUGAUGAGUACAGUGCAGGACAUUCAAUAAAAGCGACUUCUGGAUA
This is a messenger RNA of Hyaena hyaena (striped hyena), 1323 nucleotides long. RefSeq names its product phytanoyl-CoA dioxygenase domain containing 1 (gene PHYHD1). The record is from RefSeq and is a predicted model, not a curated record. The transcript has 11 exons. NCBI's taxonomy places the organism in Eukaryota, Metazoa, Chordata, Mammalia, Carnivora, Hyaenidae. Bases 52 to 924 code for a protein of 290 amino acids.